AACAGUGUGUUAAGAGUGACGGAGGAGACUCGGGAUAAGAGGCAUGGGAAGAGUGAGUGAGGGCUUAGGACUGAGGGGUAUAAGUUCUUGCUUUAUGCUUAGAGACUAGAGAGAGAGAAAUCAUAAACUUAACUGAGAAACAAGGGUAUGGCAUCGGGGAGUUUUGGAAUUAGGAGGGUAAUCUGGAGCUGUCCCUGCCCUCUAGUUUGGUUAUUGGUUUUGGGGUGGAUGGGCAUCGGAGGAGUAGUUGUAGUGGGGGGUUUAAACUUAUCAUCAUCAUCCACUUCCAAAUACUCCAACUGUGAAUUCCCAGCGAUCUACAACUUUGGGGACUCCAACUCAGACACCGGCGGUAGAUCUGCGGCGUUCGAUGCGGUCCCUCCUCCCAACGGUGAGACCUUCUUCGGCAAGCCCUCCGGCAGGUUCUGCGAUGGCCGUCUCAUAAUCGAUUUCAUCGCGGAGGAAUUGGGACUACCCUAUCUGAGCGCGUACCUGGACUCAGUGGGAACUAAUUUCAGGAAAGGGGCGAACUUCGCAGUAGGAGGAGCGUCAAUCCGGCAAGGAGGUUACAGUCCCUUCCAUCUCGACAUCCAGAUCUCUCAGUUCCAACAGUUCAAAGCUCGAUCUCUACAACUCCUCUCUUCUGAUUACAAGAAUCAUCUGCCAAGACCAGAGGAUUUCUCCAAGGCACUGUACACCUUCGAUAUCGGCCAGAACGAUCUCUCCUUCGGGUUUCAACACACUUCAGAAGAACAAGUUCGAGCUUCAGUUCCUGAUAUCCUCGAUCAAUUCUCCCUGGCUAUUCAGCGACUUUAUGACGAAGGGGCGAGGAUAUUUUGGGUACACAAUACGGGGCCCGUGGGUUGCCUGCCUUACGCCGUUAUAUAUUAUCCAAACAAGGACGGUUCGCAUCUGGACCAGAACGGUUGCGUUAAGACCCAAAACGAGGUGGCCCAGGAGUUCAACCGGCAGCUUUUGGAACGGAUCAGCAAACUCAGGAGUCGGUUUCCCCUUGCGAUUUUCACAUACAUCGACGUGUAUUCGGCGAAAUAUGAUCUCAUUAGCAACGCCGUUAAUCAAGGUUUUGUGGACCCACUUAAGUUCUGUUGUGGAAGCUACUACGGCUAUCAUGUGGACUGUGGGAAGAGGGUAGUGAUCAACGGGACCGUCUACGGAAAUGCUUGUGGGAACCCGAGUAGGCAUGUUAGCUGGGAUGGGAUCCACUACUCUCAGGAAGCCAAUCGCCGUGUUGCAAUACGUAUCCUAGGCUGUUCCUUGUCCCACCCACCCAUUCCUAUCACUCAAGCCUGUCACCCUUCCUCGCCUUCAUAAGAAUCAUAACCCCAUGGCCUCAUCGUCUCAUCAUAUAUAACUAAGGAGUAGGUUUUCCUUCACCCACGGAGGAGUAGGGUUCAGCCACCCAUCUCAACUCUCAUUUGAUUUUGAUUUUGAUUUUUGUAAGCUAAAUAGUGUAGGGAAUAGUGAUGGGACACGUAAAAGUUUCAGCCAUGUGGCUUCAACUGUGGAUGGUAUGUAUUUGCUAUAUAAAUAAAAGGAGAGAGAACGCUAGCUACCUGUA
Molecule: messenger RNA, 1579 nt
Organism: Macadamia integrifolia
Lineage: Eukaryota; Viridiplantae; Streptophyta; Magnoliopsida; Proteales; Proteaceae
Product: GDSL esterase/lipase At5g14450-like
Exons: 4
Coding region: 148-1332 (394 amino acids)
Molecular function (GO): hydrolase activity, acting on ester bonds
Source: RefSeq, a predicted model, not a curated record